Neurospora hispaniola is the source of this 385-nucleotide messenger RNA. RefSeq lists its product as uncharacterized. The record is from RefSeq and is a predicted model, not a curated record. The coding region runs from base 23 to 385 and encodes 120 amino acids. The transcript is spliced from 2 exons. Lineage: Eukaryota; Fungi; Ascomycota; Sordariomycetes; Sordariales; Sordariaceae.
CACGAGAGUCGACGGCACGAAGAUGGCGAGGAUAUGGGAAAAGGUGCAAGAUGAACGGGAAAUGGCGCUGAUGGAGGUCAAGGGGCAACCCGUACAACCUCGCGUCUUAUGGUCCAAGAAAGCAGCGGCUUCUGCAGCACAUGGUGACCUGCGCAGGCUUGUCACGAACCGAUCCGGACACAAAGUCAGUGUUGAUACCCCUACUAUGGGUGAUGUGGUGAGGAUGACUACGGCUUCGCUGUCAGAGGAGAAAGAGACUCAGUGGUUUGGCCUCUCGUUGCUCAUAAUCAUGGAGGGCCACAACGACCGCUACUUUGAAUUGGAGCACUUUCCACCAUCGAAGAAUACAGCUCUCCAGGUCGCGAGCUACAGCCUUUUGGUGUAG